AUUAUGAUUAUGAUUAUGAUUAUGAUUAUGAUUUUUCUUCUUCUUCCUCUUAUUAACGCUGUCUAGCCCAUAAACUCGUCAAUAGCAGCGAUGGUUAUCUAUGGGUUGUCUGCUACUAUUGCGUGUCGCAGAGACGUCGUGAAACAAGCUGAAACUUGGUUGAGACCCAUUAGCAUACCGGAUCGCAUUGCUCGCAGCUCAGGGAGCAUGUUUCAGCCUGAUAACAUCGGAUACGGCGUUUCGCAAGGCCCUGACAGUAUCUCAUUGACCAUAAAUAGCUUCACGACGGACCGAGGUGGCGCACAAGUCGCUAAUCAGUGAUCAGUCUCAAGUCGAUUUUGCAAUCAUAAAUGAAGGAUUGCCCAACAUCAACAACUAAUUAGUCGAUGUGACUAUAUCACUGCAAAGAUCGCAAUCCUGACAUAGUAUCUCUGGCCAUCUCUCUGGCGAGAACCUAAUCUGGAUUGGAUCUAUACUGGUUCUUGCAAUGGUCAAUUUGAGUAUUCUAAAAAGCCUGGAAGAAAUGGCUCUGGCUCUGGGGUCUUCCUUCUAUCACUACCAAUUGGUAUUCUAUCUCCUGCAAUGGAAUUCAAAAUAGAUUACAAUAGCGACGGCUUCUAUGUCGGCGUAAUAUUCGCCAUCAAACACAGCCUAGAUUUUCAUUAUUCGUGUAUACACUGCAUCAACAACAAUGCUUC
Talaromyces proteolyticus is the source of this 698-nucleotide messenger RNA. RefSeq lists its product as uncharacterized. The transcript has 3 exons. The record is from RefSeq and is a predicted model, not a curated record. NCBI's taxonomy places the organism in Eukaryota, Fungi, Ascomycota, Eurotiomycetes, Eurotiales, Trichocomaceae. The coding region runs from base 91 to 321 and encodes 76 amino acids.